AUGAAGACUAAACGUGUUAAAAACUACAGGAGGACUAUUGACUUGUACGAUACUCAUUUUGGACUGAAAACUAAUCCACUUGAAAUACUGGUUGACAGUACUUUUGCACGACAAGCAUUAAUACAACAGCUUCACAUUGAGCAACAAUUCAAGUGUACACUUUCGUGCGAAUUUAUUCUGGUUACAUCAUCAUGUAUUAUUCUCGAGUGUGAAAAACUAGGUCAGUUGUUUUCCGGAGCACUACAAAUUAUUCAACAAUACAAAGUUCUGAAGUGUACACACAAAGUUCAUAAAGACACAUCUGCCUUUUCAUGCAUAAAAAGGAGAAUUCUCACUGCACGGUCAAAAAAAUGCUCCGAAACUAAGUCUAGAAAGGGUAGUUUGUUAUUUGCUCUAGCUUCUAAUGACGAGUUACUGCAACAGUAUGCCAGGACUGUCCCUGGAAUGCCGAUAUUCUUCAUUGCUCACAAGCGAAUCAAUUUGGAGUCUAUUCCUACUCCGGUUUCGUUAUUGCUUCAACAAAAGGCUACACGAGCACCGGACUUGACACUUUCGGAGUGUAGUAAAAUAAAACAAUUUUGUGACAGAUUUGGUUUUUCCGAAGAAAGUUUUACACGUAGGAAGAAGACCAAAGGACCCAACCCACUAUCGUGUAAGCAAAAAUUACACAAACCCUACAUCCUAAAAAGAACGACAACUAAACGAAAGCGAAAACGUAUCAAAAUGACAUGGGCAAUGAAGCAAGUCGUAGAACGUUUGAAAACAGAACAAAGUAGCAAAGAUGCGUGA
Molecule: messenger RNA, 789 nt
Organism: Schistosoma mattheei
Lineage: Eukaryota; Metazoa; Platyhelminthes; Trematoda; Strigeidida; Schistosomatidae
Source: the annotation of a GenBank genome assembly